GAUAUCAUAUGCAUCGUCAAUCUCCAGCACAACUGUAUCGACUUACAAUGUACGGACACCCUCGAACAAAAUGUCCGUCAAGAACGGAUCGAAACAUCUCGGACAAAACCUACCAUUCGCCAUAAGUCCACUCCGCACUUUCUUGUCAAUGCCUACUCUCUUCAUAACUAUGCACAUAUCCACCUUGUCAUUCCCAAAACGCUU
Messenger RNA from Suillus discolor, 204 nucleotides. RefSeq lists its product as uncharacterized. The annotation marks the transcript as partial. NCBI's taxonomy places the organism in Eukaryota, Fungi, Basidiomycota, Agaricomycetes, Boletales, Suillaceae. The record is from RefSeq and is a predicted model, not a curated record. The transcript has a single exon.